Molecule: messenger RNA, 2255 nt
Organism: Naegleria gruberi
Lineage: Eukaryota; Heterolobosea; Eutetramitea; Acrasida; Naegleriidae
Exons: 4
Coding region: 1-2232 (743 amino acids)
Biological process (GO): positive regulation of proteasomal ubiquitin-dependent protein catabolic process; protein polyubiquitination; ubiquitin-dependent protein catabolic process
Cellular component (GO): ubiquitin ligase complex; cytoplasm
Molecular function (GO): ubiquitin conjugating enzyme binding; ubiquitin protein ligase activity; zinc ion binding
Source: RefSeq, a predicted model, not a curated record
AUGUUAUCACGACAAAGUAACAAUAAGAAACAACCUCCAAAGAGCAAGUUUGAUUCAUGGUCAAAAGAGGAGAAGGAAAUUGUAAGAGGACAAGUCUUGUCUCUUCACUCUUUAUUUCCAUCGAGAACUCCCGAUGAAAUUUUGAAGAUUUAUCUUCAAGAAGAAAAGGAUGAAACUGCUACGAUUAGUCGUUUGAUCAUGAUGCAAGAAGAAGAGGAAGAAAAAGCAAUAAAAGAAUCGGCACCAAAAACAUCAGAAGGAGCAACUAUUGACAUUUCCAAUGAUAAUAGUAAAAAGGAUAAUGAUGAUGAAGAAAUGUUGGAAAUUAUUGAAGAAUCUUCAUCUUCUGUAGUUGGCAAUUCCAAUGUCGAUGUCGAUGAGAAAACUAAACUGGAGGAAACAAUGGUUGAAACUAGUGAUAUAGCCGAGGAUGAAGAUGUCGAAAUUGAUGAUUAUGGAAGUGAUAUUGAAAUUGAUGAUGAAGAAUAUCAAGAGGAAGAGGAGGAAGAAGAGGAAGUUUAUAGAGAUCCAACAGAAGAUGAUGAAAAUCUCUUUGACUAUGACGAUAAUGAACAUAUUGUACUUGAUGUGACAGAUGCCUAUGAAUACUCAGAGGAAGAGUUGCACAAUCAAACUUUACAAUCAGAAUUGAGAAGAAAAGCAAUGGAUCCAAAAUUCUUCCUCGAUUUGAAAAAGGAAGAAGAAACUCUGGAAUAUUUGUGGGAACAAUACAAAAAGAAAAAGAAGGACUACAAGGUUCUUAUUGAUGAAAUGGAUAUUAUCAGAGAGCAAGAUGAAGAAGUUCAACAUACAAAGGAUUUGAUUCAAUGGUCAGGAGCUCAAAAAGAUCAAAUCGUUCUUACAAUGUUGAAACAGUACAGAUGGAGAAGUGAAAAUAUUUCGCACGAUUACUGGGAAAGGGGUGAAAAUUAUGUAUUCAAAUUAUGUGGUAUUCCAAUAGGCGAAAAACAAACGAACGAUGAUGACAAUACUUGUCCUGCUUGUUUCUGUGAUGAUGUACCAAUGACUGAGAGUCCAAUGUGUGGUCAUUCAUUCUGUAAUGCUUGCUGGAAAUCAUAUUUAGAAGUCAAGAUUAAGGAAACUUCAGGUUUAGGACAAACACGUAUCAAUUGUAUGGAUUGUAACGCUGCAUUGACCCAAGAUUUUAUCUUUUCAUUCUUCAAAAAUGAUGAAAGAAUCAAGAGACGUUUUAUUGAGAACAGAAUUGAAACCUAUGUGAGUGAUCACUUUAUGGUUACCAGAUGUCCAUCAAAUCGUUGUAAAUGCGCUAUUAAGAAAACUAUUGAUGAACCUAUUCACUAUGUGAAAUGCUAUUGUGGAGAAAGGUUUUGCUUCCAAUGUGGUAAGGAACCUCACUUCCCUUCCACUUGUCAACAGGUGAGUGAUUUCAAAGGUAAAUCGAGCGGUAUGUCAGAAGGUGCAUCUAUUGCAUUUAUUCAAGGUAACACAAAAGUCUGUCCAAAUUGCAAGAAGGCAAUUGAAAAGAAUGGUGGUUGUAAUCACAUGACUUGUUCGAUGUGUAGACAUGAAUUCUGUUGGUUAUGUUUUGGAAAAUGGAGCACCCACAAUUUUGAAGCAUGUAAAGAAAGAGUUGUUGAGCAUUCUAUGAAUUUAACCAAAAAUGAAAUUCACCAAAAGAAUCUUUAUCAUCACUACAUUUACUAUGAGGGUAAAAUGAAUGAACACAAACAGUGGUUACAACGUGAAAAAUUCAAUCACUACAUGAAGAAUAACAUUCAACAAUUCAAAGCAGAUAUUUACAUGCACACUGAUGUACCAUAUAAGCACUUGUUUUGGAUUGAUGAAAUGUUAAAGAAGGUAAAGGAAGCAAAACGUUAUCUUCACGGAGCUUAUGUCUAUGCAUUCUGUGCCUUUAAUGAAGAGUUGGCAGAGAAGGACAAGAAGAGUAAUUCAACCAAAGCUUCUCUGCUAAACAUUCACUCUAAGGAAUAUAAAAUCAAGAAGGAGCGCGAGAGAUGCUUCCUCCUCUUUGAUACUCACUUGAAUAAUUUGGAAAAGGCUGUUUCUACACUUUUACAAAAGUUGGAUUUCUUAACAGAUAAUGCUUGGAGUGAUUAUUUACAAGAUAUUUCAAAGCAAAAGAUUUAUUCUGAACAAUAUACUAUGAGACCUUACUUGACAGGUGUUGCUAACCAAUUAGAGGGUUUACAAUCUGUGAUAGAAAGUGUAGAUAUGAAAUCUUUGAUGUAAAAUUAACAUUCUAAUGUCAAAAA